Molecule: messenger RNA, 1716 nt
Organism: Aspergillus niger
Lineage: Eukaryota; Fungi; Ascomycota; Eurotiomycetes; Eurotiales; Aspergillaceae
Exons: 7
Coding region: 1-1716 (571 amino acids)
Biological process (GO): lipid homeostasis; fatty acid beta-oxidation using acyl-CoA oxidase
Cellular component (GO): peroxisome
Molecular function (GO): acyl-CoA oxidase activity; fatty acid binding; FAD binding
Source: RefSeq, a predicted model, not a curated record
AUGCAGUCUCACUCACCAUCCAAUUCGUCUUCGCUUAGCCUCCUCUCCUCCAAACUCUUCGAUGAUCACUAUGGAGAUGUUUCACGUAUCGAAGAGCUAAAGCGCUCGUACCACCGAGCCAGAGCAAUUGGCCAACUCCAUCGUUUGACCAUCGAGGAUGUCCUUUAUUUGGCCCCUAAAUUCUGCGCAGUGCACAAAGACAGCAUCAUUGCUCGAGACCCCAUCGCUCAUAUCUUGGUGACUAUCCAACUCAACCUGGUGGUCGGGACAAUGGCGCCUUUUGCCAUCAAGAGACCCGACCUUCAUCCACUGAUGGAAAGCAUCUUAAAUUUUGAUAUAUCUACACCGUUCAUGCUUACUGAAGUCGGCCAUGGCUGUGAUGCGAGGAACCUAAAGACCACGGCAACCCUGCAGCAUGAUGGCAGCUUUAUCCUUCAUACGCCUACACCUGAGGCGGUAAAGUUCAUGCCGCCAUCCAUGCCAAUUGAUGGGAUUCGGCGAGUAGCCAUUGUCUGGGCCCGACUAAUAGUUGACGAGGAGGACCGCGGCAUUCGAGCAUUUAUCGUGCCGGUAAAUAAUGGAAAGGAAAUGAAUAAGGGUGUUCAUUCGUGGCUUCUCCCCCAAAUAACAGGAGGCAGGAUGCUCGACCAUGGUCUAACCUCUUUUGACAACGUUCAUCUACCUGCUAAUGCAAUGCUGGGUGAACUCGCGAUGCCCGCCGACAUGCGCACCCAAUUUCUAUCAGCCAUACACCGGGUGGGCAUCGGAGCCCUUGCUUUGAGCCUGGCCAUCAUUCCCUUUUUGAAGUGUGCCACAUAUUGCGUCGGUCGAUACAGCCAACGCCGGACUGUCCAAGCCGGUGUGCGUGGGGAACGCAUCCCUAUUAUCUCCUUCCGAACACAGCAGCUCCCAAUUUUGCACUCGCUUGCACAGAUUGCUGUCAUGGAGGCGUUCGCCGACUGGAUUACAAAUCGCUAUAGCACGGAUAGUGCACUACACCCUGGGGCAAAACAUGGUCUGGGGGUUAUCCUCAAGGCCACUUUUCUACAAAAUGGGCAGUGGAGUCUAGCAAAUCUUGUUGAGCGGAGCGGCGCUCAAGGAUUGUACCCCCAUAACCAAAUGGUCUCGUUUGAGACCUUGACUCGUGGUAUUGGUAUUGCAGAGGGAGAAAUUUUGGUUCUCUCAAUUCGCCUCGCCACCGAGCUUCUUGUUGGUCAAUACGCCAUCCCCGAACCCACAAAGCCAAACUGUCCACUUGCACAACAUGAGACAGGCAUUAUUUGCGAGCUCAGAGACAGAUUGAAACAGAUCGGCACCCAUCGUAGUGACGAGUACGGUAAUCAAGUUCUGCCCCGUCUUCGGUCUAUGGUCAUAGCAAUCGGACAGCGCAUGGCCUAUGAGGCCGCAGUUGAUGCGCAUGUUGAUCCGGAUUUACUGGCCCUAUACGAGGCGGGAGUCAUGAAAUCGGAUGCUGCCUGGUACUCAGAGCAUCUCGGAAUCAACAGAGAUGCCCAGUUUCAGCUGGAGUGCAACGCGCUGGAUGCGGUUCUGCGCCGUUUGGACGAGCAUCUUGAUAAUCUAGAGAUUGAGCCAUACUGCACUGCUCCAAUGCUGUCUCCUGACCGAUGGAUGCAGAUUAUCAAGGCGGCCCCGGAGUUUACUGGGAAUGUUGAGAUGGGUUUUCCGGGUGCUCAGGAGCUGCAAUCUAAGCUUUAG